Acanthoscelides obtectus is the source of this 6957-nucleotide messenger RNA. Lineage: Eukaryota; Metazoa; Arthropoda; Insecta; Coleoptera; Chrysomelidae. The record is from the annotation of a GenBank genome assembly.
CAGGUUGUCAGCUCAAUGGACGCCAUGAAGUACUCGAUGGAAGCUGACAAGUACCGCUCCCCAUACAUGCCUCCUUCAACAUCGCUUGCCAUGUCCGCCAUGUACUCCGACCCAAAAUAUAUGGACGCUUCAUCCAAGAGCUACCUAGAACGCGGGUACUUGGACUCCACAUCGGCCCUAACCAAAGCCUACUUUGAGUCCUCGAAGAUGUACAUGGACGCCAACAAGUACAACCCUGACACCGCACGCUCGUCAUACCCUGGGUUAGACAUCGGGAAGAUGUAUUCUGAGAGCCAGCAACAACAACAACCAGGGGGGAACCAGCAGGUGCCUCUUAGCUCGCCCAGAUCCUCGGAUUCCCCCGACGUGAAGCAGACUCAAGAUCGCCUGGAAGGAGCUUCAAGCGCAAGCUCCACCACCACAUCUUCGGCAGGGGCGUCACCUGGCGGCCUGCCAGGGUACUACCCGGGAACCACCAUGCAGCAGACCACAGCAGGGUUGCUGCCCAUGUCGCAGUACACGGGGCAGUACCCGACGCAACCAGCUGGCAGCGAAUUUCGAAGGCCGCUGACAGUUAUAUUUUGACCAGAUAGAUUGUGAACGUGAAUAGUGAUAUGAAUAGGUGCGUUUUUGUAGUUCUACAAUUCUGCGUUUCCGUAGUUGGAAAACCAAUGUAGUGGUGGAUGAUUUUUGUCAACCGAAAAUUUUCCGUUUUUAGAGUUCGAGAGCAUACGCAUUGUUAAAAUCGACGUCAUAGCUGUUGUGUUUGUUGGAAUUUUUUGCGAGAUUUUCUGUAAGGACAGGGAUAGCCAAAAAAAAGAAAAGAAAACCGUAGAAAAUGGCUUGAAAUUGUUGUAUGUAAGGCCACAAGUGAAAGCUGUAAAAUGUGAUCCCGUUGACAGUUGACCACUCUAGCACGAGCUCCUUCAAGUCGCGCGAUAUUUCUGCACUGAGUGCAAACUUAGUUCAAAGUACGGACCAAAACAACAUGAAUAUUUAUGUAUGGUGUUUCAAAUCCAAACCUCACCAUUCGGAUCUCGGAAACGGUAAGAGAUACGAAGUUGCUUGAUUGGGGACAAAGUUCCGUAUUUAGGUAAAUAACAAAAUGUCGCUUAGAACGUUUCGAAAUUCAAAGAACUUCGAGAGAGAGACAGAAAAAACCAAUUUUUCCAACACCGCUUUGAUUUUUCCCGGCCAAGUAGUGUAGUGGGAUUUCAGAAUAAAUUGCACACUGACACUGCCACUUUUUCUCUUCUACAAAAUAACAAUCAGAAUUUUAACAUGACGUUUCAUCUCUCAUCUUCCAGCAUCAAUUUUAUUUUUUCUCAAACAAGUAGAGAUUUCAAAAAUGUAUAAUAUGUCAUACAUUAACAAUGCCAAGCCUUAAUUAUUUGAAAAACAUAUAAUUUCCUAGGUAUGCCCUGAAAUUAUCAGGUAGGUAGUCAUUUGUUUUGUAUAUUAGCUUUAUCGCAAAAUCAUAAUAAACUGAGCUCUAAACCAUGUCAGAGGCUUUGCCUUCAAGAUAACGGACAACACUGUGAAUAUCUGCUAUGAUUUACUUCUGCUUGUUUAUGGUUAUUAUUGUGAUUAACAUAUUACAAGAUGGCGCAGUCAAAUUUUUUAUUCGAGCUGUCUUCCUUUGACUUCCAUAUCCAACUUUGUUUUUUCAUGUGGGUGCUACAUUGGAAGGCUGUGGAUUUACAUGGAGUUUUCAGUCCUAGAUUCAGUGAUGAAAUUCCCUUAGUUGACCAAGAAUUUGUUGGUGGAAAGAAAAUUAUGAUAUGAUACCUGAACACAAAAUGAAAAUUUUAUUGACGGUAGUCACAAUAAUAAGCAUAAAUAAGCAGAGGUAGAUUAUAGCAGAUUUUCACAAUGUUGCCUGUUAUUUUGUAGGCAAAGCCUAACUCUUCUCUGUACAUUGUUCAGCGCUCAGUUUAUUAUGAUUCUGCCAUAAAUUUGGUAUAGGAAACACAUGACUAUCUGAGAAUUUCAAGGCCUACCUAAGAAAUUUCGUUUUUCUUUCAAAUAACUAUGCUUUGGCAAUGUCAAUGUAUGAUGACAUAUUAUACAUUUUUGCCGUCUAUAAGAAGAAAUAAUGUUGUUGCUGGAGGACAAGAGAUAAAACGUCAUAUUGAAAUUCUAAUUGUAUCAUUUCGUAGAGGAGAAAGAGUGGCAAUUUUCAUGUGCAAUCUAUUUUAAUAUCCCACUACGAAUAAAGUCAGGAAAAAAUGAAAACGAUUUUGGGAAAAUUCGGUUAUCUCCAUCUCUCUCUGGAAGUACUUUGAAUUUGGGAACUUUCUAAGCCGCGGUGGCGUUUUGUUAAUUACCUAAAUCAGCAAAUUUUCCCCCAUUUCUUACCGUUUCCGAGAUCCUAAUGCUGAGGGUCGAAUUUGAAACACCCGGUAUACAAUGGAAUAGCCAAUAGUCGACAGGUAAAGGCUUGGUGCUGAAAGAGUUGAUUUUUGUAUUUCAAACGAACAAUAACGCGCCCUUGAGAGGCCCUCACGAGGAUAUUUAACAAUGCAUUUCAUAGCAGGUUGUAACAGUAACAAUCAAGAUUCUCAUAAAAGUCGAAUUCUUCAUGAUCUGUAGAAUUUCAAAAAUUUUGAUUAUUCUAAAAUAAUUAAAAUUGCAAAACCCUGAAAAUCUGGCAAUUUUUUUAACUGUAAAUUUUGAACACCUUGAACAUUUUGAAAAGCUUUUAAAAUUUCAAAGUAAUGUAAAUAAAUAUCGUUUAUCCUCAAAAUGUUCAAUAUCUUGAAAUUUUUAGAAUGUUGAAAAUUUUGAAUAUUUUGGAAAAAUUAUUAGAUGUAGAAGGCUCUGAAUUUUUGAAAACAAGCUAUAAAGGCUGUUGCAACUUACUAUGCAAUGCAGAUGUUGAAACUCCACUCAAAGAUGUGUUAUUGUUCAGUUGAAGGAUUGAUCGAGCCUUAGUCGACACUCAGUACUCAAACAGAUCUGCUCGGGAACCUUGCGAUGAUAAUAUGGGAGACUCCACUCCAGGAUGAUUAGUUUGCACCCGUUCCAUUUGCUCGUUAUUUUUAAAACGUCAUCCAACCUCGAUUGUCUACAAUUAUAUCUGCGGGACUGCGUGGUGUGAGCAGGCACUUUAUGGAGCCGAACUAUAUAUAGUCCAAGCAAGGUAGAUUAAUUUUAUGGUAUGCCUUAAGGUAACAAGACAUUAUUAAUUUUUGAAUCGCUGCAAUCAAAACAAUUGUCUGCACCUGUUAAUUUCCAUCGUUAUUUAGAACUCAUUCAUAAAAUAACCAUGCUAUAUAUUGUGGAGCUGGCUGAUUUAUAGUCCAGGCACAGUAGAUUCAUUUUUCAGUAUAACCAUAUGGAAACGAGCCACUUAUUUUCGAACUGCUGUAUCCAAAACAAUUGUUUCACCUGUUAAUUUUCAUCGCUACUUAAAGCUCUUUCCGAAAAUGAUCAUGGUAUAAGUUGAUAUCGAUAGGGUGGCAGAUGCAAAAGAAAUGCAAGCAGACAAUAGCUCUGUAUUUGACUAUAGCCGAAAAAUCUGCGUUUUUCUAGUUUGAAGACCAACGCAAUGGUCGGCGAUCUUUAAUUGCCGAAAACUAUACGAUUCUGUGAUUCAAAAGAAGACAUAGUUGUCGGAAAAUUCAUCACAUUUUUGGAUAUCAGCAUCAAAUAAGUACGGGUUGCCAAAAUUAGCUUGGUCUGUUCACUCUCCCAGUGUCUCUGUACAUAAAAUAUACGUUGUAAUUCCAUCAUACCUCAUUUAUCGUUUAGAUACAAAAAGCAAAUAUAGCUGAUUCUAUUGGAGGAAAAUACUUUGCAUUUUUUCGAAAAGAUCUGUUUUGCAAAAAUGUCGUAUGUUAUUUUACUCGCAAUACUUUUUAUAUUCAAAAAAGAAAGGAAAUAGGGAAUAAAAGGAUGAAUGCAAAAAACCAAAAAAAUAUUUAAUUUUCUGUGAAGUAUUUUUGACGGAGAACCCCUUCAUAUUUCCAUAUUUCUUGUUUUAACUUAAAAAUUGAUGAGAUCUGGUAGAAUUACAGGGGUACAUUUUAUGAUAUACGGGUAUUGGGGAGCCUUAAGAUCGGUUCCCUUAAAAACAAGAGUUAAGUAGUGGACGAGUGUACUUGUUCACGACUAAUUUUGGAUAUUCACAACAUUUUGCGGCUCGAGCUGGAUUUGUCAAACAGUACGACAAUCAAAAACGAAAAUACAAACGAGGUGUUUAUCGGAUGUGAGUUACACCAUUUUUUCAAUUCUCUUGAUCGGCAAGAAAAGUAUUUCACUAGGGCGGAUCAUGGGAGUCAUAUUUUUUCGAUUCUGUUGAGAACCAAAUCAAUGUUUCUCAAAAUUUACACCUAUUGUUCCAUUUGAAGCCAGAAACGUGAUUUCAGGAUCUACAUUGUACUUGUACCUUUAGAUUUCCCGUCAACGUGUCUUAGGUACCUUAUUGGCCCAAGCCCUUCAGCUUUAAUCAUGGCCAACUUCAAUUUGAAUGUUGUUACCUGACGUCACAGUAGCUGGGGCAGUUAGUGACAACCUUGUUCUGACAUCCUUGGAUGGAUACUGCAUAAAAAUACUAGUUUUGGAUCGUAAUUUUCACUAUGUUUCAUUUUCGUGAAUUUUUUUCUGUGAUUGGGUUUCCUUAGCGUUUAAAUCUAGUUAUACUCCUAUAGCGGCAUGAGUACUUAAAAAGCUGCAAUUAUGUAUCAAACUCACUACAAACGUAUACGAUAUAGUAUUGAAAUUUUCUUGAUGAUAUUUCUAAGAAUAAACAAGAGCUAUGUGCUUUAUCAUUGUAUAAAAAUUUGCUUGAUGUUCUCACCUUUUCUGAGGGUUUUGUGUUUUCAUAUUUUCACGUUUAAUGCCCUUAAAUUUUCGUGACAAUAUUCCGUAACACCCCGUGAAUGUUAUCUCGUUCCGCAUUUUAUAAACUCAAAAAGAUUUAUCAACUUUAUUUGUUCCAACAAAAACAAUUUUAUGCAUAAAAUAGUCAGUUCAAUUAUAAAUACACACCAAUAUGAUACCAACACUACUAAAAUAGUUUCAAGUAAAAUCUACAUGAUAAAACUUCGGAUGUCAACGACUUUGCACACAGUUCUUUUUAUGAAGGUGAAAUAUUAUCGACGAGAAAAUGUAUAGAGAACUGCACACGCAAUAUGUAAAUUACUGUAAAUAAAGUUUAGUUAUAUGUACAGAUAUAAAUGUGCUUUUAGACAAUAGCCGGAAAUAUUUAAAUUAAUUUGGAGUUGCCGCAUACUAGGCCACCAGUGGCGACCACUAUUCUACGCAACUUGUGGCCAAGUCACAGCAUAUACGGGGGUAAUCCCAAAAGUGUGGUCUUACAUUUUUAUUAAAAUUAACAAAAAGCAUUUACCUCCAAUAAUUGAUAUGUCAUUGCAAAGCUUAAACAUUUAUCUAUAUUUCUACAAUUUUUGUGAACGCUGUGACAGUUUUUGUAUGUCGAUGUCAUACCAGUUCGCCGCCGUCAAAAACUGAAUCGCCUUGUCAAAUGUUCUGUCAACUUAGGGGACAGGUGCAGGUGGUAGCUGCUUGAGCAGCAAAAUAUUCUCAAUAGAGUUCUCGUCUCUUCGACAAUGGGUGGCGUGUUUUUUUACUCCUUAAAUCAGUCCUACAUUUCUUCUACCACCGCUUUAAGAAGGUAGCAACCAUGCUUCUAACUGGUUGACUGGGCCUGUAAGCCUAACCUGUCCCCUCUGAAUUCUGCUAUAUGAACGCCGAUAUUCCAAAAUAUAUACCAACAUAAAUGACGGUAAGACCUAGGCAAAUAGGUAAACAUGAUGAAAACUGCAAAAACACUAUUCAUCAUACAUAUGAGGUUUUAUUUAUAAAACGAUAGAACACCAGUAUCAAUAGGUGAGAAGAUCCUUUACAACCAUAUGCACCACAUAAUAAUAAUGGACACCACUAUUCAAACAGUACAGACACUACAUGUUCAAGAUUUUCACCUUCAUGAGGUAAAGCGGUAAACGUAAGAUCAAUUGUAUCCAUGAGGAAAAACAAAAACGAACACAUUCCAUUUUAUUCACAUGUUUUGAUAAUAGAAGCCACUUGGAUGCACCAAUUCAAGGACGGGCAAACCAGUCUGAUCAGAACGGCGCUUCUACGUACAACCACAGCCGACGUCAACUACGAGCCGUGAUGAAAGAAAGGCAACACCGCGCUCGGACGGCAUGGUAGUGCUACCUGUGAACGUCGGCCGCCAGCGGCUGUGUGCUCCGUCUCCGUGUAACGUUCAAGAACUAAAUUUAAUUUUGGAAAAGAGGACAGUUCGAUUCGAUACAAAUCAUCUGAAUAUGAAAUAGCUCUAAAAAAUUUAAAAAUACGAAAUAAUCGUGAUAUAUAUGAGUCGCUAAUGCAGUUAACCUAAUUAAAAGUAUUUAGUUUACGUUUUUUGGUGUCAGCACACUGUGUUCCAACAGGCCCAGCUUGGAAAUGUGGAGUUACCCGUUUGUUUUUAAUACAUUUACUUUCAGUUUUACUGUUAUUUUUCAAUUUUACAUAAUCAUUCAAAAUUAUGUUUGAAAAAAUAGACAAAAGCUUAGAUAAAAUAUCUGCAAAACUGCAGCCACAGAUGCAAGUUAAAGAAAAUUCACUGUAUAUAAAGUCAGACUGAAUGCUGAGCAAGGUUAACUGACACAAAAUAAAUUUUUGAUUAUUGCUUUAUUCAAGAAGAAAAUUUCCAAUCUAUCUACAUUAAUAAUAGAUUCAAAAAUGGCAUACAUAUGGUAGAAUAUGAUUGGUACAUAACUGGUUGGAAUUGACAGUCCUCCUCUUUGCAAAUGAUCAAAAUAAACAUUUGUUGUUAAUGAACCUUUUUCUUUAACUAUUAGCGAUUUGCUUAUCUCGCAGUUUAGGUUUUUAGAGAUAGCGUGUGAAGCAUAUCCAGAUAUAUAAGUCUUAGUACUAUCCUCUAUGUCACAAUUGGCUAAGUAAUUUGUCUCAAAUACUUCAUUGAAU